This is a messenger RNA of Toxotes jaculatrix (banded archerfish), 4456 nucleotides long. RefSeq names its product inactive dipeptidyl peptidase 10-like. Gene Ontology annotation, molecular function: serine-type peptidase activity; dipeptidyl-peptidase activity. Gene Ontology annotation, biological process: proteolysis. The coding region runs from base 120 to 2492 and encodes 790 amino acids. Lineage: Eukaryota; Metazoa; Chordata; Actinopteri; Toxotidae. The record is from RefSeq and is a predicted model, not a curated record. The transcript has 26 exons.
ACUCGUUUGAGUGACUCGUCCGCGUCGCCCGGUCGGUCGCCGUGUUCAGUUGCAGUUUGUCGACGGUCGGACUGAUUGACUUCUUCUCUCCCUACCGGAGCUGUCCAAGGUGAUGAGACAUGAACCAGAGCGCAGGAGCAGCGCAGCACGGCCGGAGAUACUCCGCUGAAGGAAAGGACUUAGGAUCUAUUGGACCGGACAGGAACUGGAAGGGCAUUGGCAUCUCUCUGCUGGUUAUUGCGGCGGUGCUCUCAUUCAUCGGACUGGCCAUAUUUCUGCUUUCAAAAGAUGAUGCUGGUAAAACCUUUGGUUCACAGCUGACACUUGAUGACCUCUUUCAUAGAGACUUCCAAAUACAUGACCCUGUUGCAAAGUGGAUUAGUGGGGAAGAAAUCAUCUUCCGGAACUGGGAUGGAGAUGUUCAGAAAUUCUCCACACAAAACAAUGAAACACAAGUCCUGCUGAAAAGCACUACAUUUGCGACUUUUAAGGCCUCAACGUUUGCAGUCUCUCCUGAUCUGAACUUUGUUCUUCUGGGAUAUGAUGUCAAGCAGGUCUACCAGCACUCGUUCUUAGCAUCUUACCUGAUCUACAACCUGUAUACAAGAGAGGUCCGGGAGCUGAAUCCUCCAGAGGUGUCAGACUCAGUCCUCCAGUUUGCCUCAUGGGGCGUUCACGGUCAACAGCUGAUAUAUAUAUUUGAAAACAACAUUUACUACCAAACAGACGUUCAGAGCAGCUCCUGGAGGCUCACGUCUUCUGGACAGGAAGGGGUCAUCUUCAAUGGCCUGGCAGACUGGCUCUAUGAAGAGGAGGUGUUACACACUCAGGCGACCCACUGGUGGUCACCUGAUGGAUCCAGACUGGCCUACCUCAACAUCAACGACUCCCUGGUCCCUAACAUGCUCCUGCCUCACUUCACAGGAUCUCUCUACCCUAGAGGGAAGGCGUACCCUUACCCAAAGAUGGGCCAAAUCAAUCCCACCGUCAGACUCUAUGUCGUCACUCUAGACGGCAGCUCCCUAACAACUGAACUGAGACCGCCUGACAGUUUUGAAAAGAGUGAGUUCUACAUCACCAUGGUGAAAUGGGUGACACGGGUGAGGCUGAGCGUGCGUUGGGUGAACCGAGCUCAAAACAUGUCAAUUCUUUCGCUGUGUGACGUCACCACAGGUGACUGCACAAAGAGACACGUGAUGACAUCAGAGAAGUGGCUUGAUCGUCAGAAUGAGGAGCCAGUGUUUACCAAAGACUGCACAAUGUUCUUCAUCACUAUGCCCAUAAAACAUGGUGGCAGUGGGACAUUCAACCAUAUCACCAUGGUCUCCAACCAAUCUGAAGGUCAAGAGGUCAACAUCCGCCACCUGACCUCAGGAAGCUGGGAAGUCUCUCAGAUUCUGGCCUAUGAUGAGAACACCAGCUCAGUUUAUUUCCUAAGCACAGAGGAAGGCUCCAGACAGCGCCAAUUAUACAGGGUCUCCACUGAUCCGGUUCAUAAAGUGUGCCUCACCUGCUCCCUCUUCAAAUCAAAGUGCAACUACUAUGACGCUAUCCUCAGCCCGGACUACCAACAUGUCCUUCUCAACUGCAGAGGUCCUGGAAUACCCCACACUACUCUACACAAACUAAAUGAUAUGAACAUGCACACGAUUAUUGAAGCGAACACAGUAUUAGAACAUGCACUGAAAAACAGGACGAAACCCAAGUGGGAAAGAAGACCUAUGAAAAUCAACAACACUGCUUUUCGUCUAGAGUUAAUUGUCCCAGGAGAUUUGGAUGAAACAAAAGCGUACCCACUUUUAUUGGUUCUUGACAGCGCCCCCGGUGGUCAGGCAGUGAGUGACCGCUUCUCUCUCGGCUGGGACUCUGUCCUGGUCAGCUCUGACAACGUCAUCGUGGCUCGUCUGGAUGGCCAUGGCAGCGGCUUCCAGGGUCAGAGGAUCCUGCACGAGGUUCAUGAGAGACUGGGAACUGUUGAUGUCCAGGAUCAGAUUGCAGUUCUGGAGUAUCUGAUCAGGUUGCCUUAUAUUGAUGGCAACAGAGUUGGAGUUUAUGGAAAGGCAUAUGGCGGCUUCCUGUCCUCGCUGCUGGUCCUUUCUCACAGCUCAGUGUUAAAGUGUGGCAUCGCUGUGGCCCCUAUAACAAACUGGAGACUCUAUGGCUCAGCCUUCACUGAGAAAUACUUUGGCUUUCCAGUGAAAGAGGAUCACAAAUACCAAAUUUCCAACAUCACAGUACUGAGUCCAUUGAGUUUCCUUAUUAUCCAUGGCACAGCAGAUGCCACUGUUCAUUUCCAACAUUCUGCUGAGCUGGUCAAAGCGCUGUCUACAUCAAAUGUUAACUACACUCUCCAGAUUUUCCCGGAUGAAGGACACAACAUUGCUUCUGUCAAGGGCCAACACUACAUGCUAAGCUCAGUGCUCACCUUCUUCAGGCGCUGCUUUCAGGAAGACGAGGCUUUAGUCCCGCAGACACCUAAAGAAGAUGACUAGCCCGCAGAACCUCCUUUGGAAAGACAGUUUUCUGUGGAAUAUAGAAACUGCAGCAAUGAGAGCCCAUGUUUUCCUGAAGGGCUGCUAUCUGUAAAAGCACUCCAACAGCGUUAAUGAAAACCCACGUACGUACGUACAGUAUGGAGGAUGAGUAGCAUUAAGUUAUGUCACUGAAAAGACUGUAGUAUUGUUGCUGUAAUCUACUGCUUCAGAUAUUGUUUGUAAUAUUUCUAUCAUGUACUGAGUACAAAUGUCAGGGUAUCAAAGAAACUUGUAUUUUUCCAUUUUAGAGUAUACUUUUUGCUGACGACUGUAAUCUACUGUGACUAUUUCUAUGUAGUGCAAACAAAACAGCUUCACUUAUUACCAAAUUUUGGGAGAUCAUAUCAAAAAACAGUUUUUGCAGGUGCCUUUGCCUUAUUACAUUCAUCAUUCGUUUCUAAACUUAAAGCCAAGACCAUGUUCACAGACUUAUCAUAAUGUCUAAUUAGAUAAUGAAGAUUGAUUAUUGUCAGCCCUGAGGAUCACCAGAGCAUCUGCCUACUCAGUGGUGGUUGACUGAUUCCUCAUCUUGCUGGGUCAUAAGACUAAAAAACAAUUACCAUAUGGUGGUUUUAACCACAUGCAGGUAAGGAGAACCAUUAUGUGAAACUUAAGCCGUACUCAGACUGGAUUUGUGUCUCGAGUGGAGGUGGGGUGAUUUUCACAUCACCUGUGCUGGUCAAUGAUUUUUAAUCCCGUCUGGAGCAUGUGCGUGCUUUUCACCCCCUGCCACAGUACUAAUUACAGCCGCAAUUGCCUACUAUUUUCCUGUGAAUUUGCUGGUUCCCCUGUAAUAGUCCCACUUAUACCAGUCCCAUCAGGGUUAAAUGUUAAGUGGAUCUCUGAGUUUUUCCUCAAGAAGAGCAGCUUGUCCUUCUGCUUUUUUUUUUUUUUUUUUUUUUUAAUAUGAGCUCAGUGUGAAAUGCGUAAAAAUGUCAAAAAUGUUUUUGCUUGUCUGAAAGUUGGAAACACAUAUUUAGGAAACAGUAUGAAGGUAGAGGGGGGAAAAAAGCCAUCAAAUAGGCUGUUGUAGUGUCACACACAGAUAAGAACUGGUUUUCUCUUUAUAGCCUAUACUUGUUUACAUUAAAGUAUGCCCACUUAGCAGUUUUCACUGUAACCAUAGAUGUACAAACAAUUCUCACUGGCUUAGUCUGAUGCUGAAGAAGACUUACAAACAUGAUGAUUCUCAGGCAAGGAUUGAAGUUUCCUUUUUUUUGAUGACCCCUAAGUGAAUCAUGUACAUCAGAGAUAAUGAUAUCCUCUGGACAUGCAAGUCACAGUGAAUGUGACUCAGUAUUGUAUCAACAUUUGUUUCAUGUCUGUGUGUUUGACUGAGUUAUGACUCCAAGAAGGAGAAUGAUUUUAGUUUCAGAUUCACAGUACUCAGUAUAUUUGCCUCAUGUCUCUCCCUCUGUGCCUCCCCUUCAGCUGCCCAGCAUCCCUCUGGGGAGGUUUUUGACUUUGUCCUGUCCAUGUCCAUUAGAAACCAUAUUCUGUAAUUCUGUGAUGGUCAAAAUGCCAAGGAGCACAGUGAAUAUUUCGCUCCCCCACCUCUCCCUGUAAUCUUAUUCCCAUCUGAAUCUGGGAUUGUAAUGUACAGUAGGAAAGGGAAUUACAGUGAGUCUUUGUUGCAUGUAACAACUUGUUUUUUUGCUCUUUUUGUGUUUUAUUUCUUUGUUUAGUGUCUUUUGUGAUUAGGGACUCUCUUUGAGGUACUUAUAUAUAGAGAAAUAAGAAUUAGAUGCUGGAUUUAUUAAAAUGUGUUACUAUUAUCACAGAAUUUGGGAUUUUACAGGGAUCAGAAAAGGUAUUAUAGAAUUGUUUUCAGAUGAUAAUGUCUGUCUCUUAUCUGCAUUGCAAUAAUACUGAUUCAUAAUUAAAUUAAAUUAAAUUAACAUUUCAUUUCAUGUUACGUCCAC